AUGAGCCUCGCCUCUCAACGUCUGCUCAUUACAUCCAUCCAUCUACCUGAAUCUCGCACAGUCAACAUUUUCCGUCUCGCUCUUCUCCCAGUCUCGCGACGCUGGGCGCAUAUUUCGCGCCCCGUCCUCUUUGCCACCUACGCUUUGAAGCCUCGACAAUCCUCAACAAUGGCGUCCGAAUCGUUGAAUUCGUCCGAAUCGGACCAAGAACACCACCAGCGCAGAAGUAACACGCAGGGCCAAGAAGGGACCCCUUACGCUGCGCGCGCCGCUGCAGGCGCUGCAGCCGCCAGUUCAUUCUUUCCGUUGGGGUACCGUGAAGGCUUUAGCCAAUGGUGGGCUCGUCUCCCUGCUGCAGCUGCAGAGCAUAAGGUCCUCACCUAUCUUCCAUAUCUGCAUGCCCAACCACCAACCCACCUCCAAACCGGUAACACAGCGGACUUCCCCAACGGUUCCACGCCGAGCAGUUUGAAGUCUGCAGACCACAACCAAGAAGGCGAGAUCUCGACCAACUCCCUCAACGAUCCCUAUGGCCCCCGUCGAUGGAGCUCUAGCAUGGUGGAACUGAGUGGAAAAGAUCGAGCUCUUAAUGAGUUCUCUGUUGAGCGCGUUGGCGAAGAUGCAGACCAACAUUUGGUCAUGCUUCACGGCUACGGCGCCGGACUUGGCUUCUUUUACAAAAAUUUCGAGCCUCUUAGUCGAUUGAAGGGUUGGCAACUGCAUGCUUUGGACAUGCUGGGCAUGGGUCGUAGCACCCGGCCGCCCUUCAAGAUCAAGGCCAAAGAAAGAGAAGAUGCUAUCCGGGAGGCCGAGGCCUGGUUCGUUGAUGCGCUGGAGGAAUGGCGUAUUAAGCGCAAGAUCGAUCGUUUUACUCUGCUCGGUCACAGCCUGGGUGGUUAUAUGGCCGUCGCCUAUGCCCUCAAAUACCCCGGCCAUCUCAACAAGCUCAUCCUGGCGUCCCCGGUGGGUAUCCCCGAGGACCCAUAUGCGGUGACAGCGGAUGUCCCCGAGCCUACCGAGUCUACGCUGGCCAACGAGCUCACGCAAGACCAGAAUGAAAUCACCUCUGGCGCUAUACCAGGAACUGCACCCAAAACCAGCGACGGCAGUUUCAUCACGGGCCGCAACCCCGAGCCCCAGGCCCAAAACCGGCCGCCGCGCCGGAACAUGCCUAAAUGGUUCGCCUAUCUGUGGGAUGCCAACAUCUCCCCCUUCAGUCUGGUACGAUGGACCGGUCCUCUGGGUCCCCGGAUCGUAUCUGGGUGGACUUCCCGCCGCUUCUCCCACCUCCCAGCGGACGAGGCCAAAGCACUCCACGACUACUCCUAUUCAAUCUUCAGUCAACGUGGCAGCGGCGAGUAUGCUCUAGCGUACAUUCUCGCCCCUGGCGCAUUCGCCCGCAGUCCUCUGAUCCGCCGUAUCCACGGCGUCGGCCGACAGAUGAUCCAGGCGGACUCCUCCUACUCUCUCCCGCACCCCAGCACCUCGAUCAACUCUUCAUGCUCGAUCCUCGGCAAGUCCGCAGCGGCGGCAUCUACACCCGCCGAUGCGCCGAGCCCGCACCCAAUCCCCUCAUCCGACGCCCCCGUCCCCGAACAAGAACCCCGUCGCGAGAACGGCCUCCCAAUCGUCUUUAUGUACGGUGACCACGACUGGAUGGACGUCUCAGGCGGACACAAUGCUGCGAAGCGCCUCGAAGAAGAAAAAGAGCGAGUCUUAGCCAACGCCACUCCAGAAGAGCGCCGCAAUGACCAAGGUUCCGCCAAGGUGGUCGUCAUUAACCGAGCCGGCCACCACCUCUACCUUGACGGAUGGGAGGAUUUCAACAAGGUCGUCCUGUCCGAAAUGGAAGAAGUCAAUCAACGCGAGAGGGUGUCGCGAACUUGA
Penicillium atrosanguineum is the source of this 1887-nucleotide messenger RNA. RefSeq names its product putative alpha/beta hydrolase. Gene Ontology annotation, molecular function: A2-type glycerophospholipase activity. Gene Ontology annotation, biological process: cardiolipin acyl-chain remodeling. The record is from RefSeq and is a predicted model, not a curated record. The coding region runs from base 1 to 1887 and encodes 628 amino acids. The transcript is spliced from 2 exons. Lineage: Eukaryota; Fungi; Ascomycota; Eurotiomycetes; Eurotiales; Aspergillaceae. Gene Ontology annotation, cellular component: mitochondrial inner membrane.